AUGGCAACCGUCCUAGCACAGAUUGAGGCAUCAUUAAACUCACGUCCAUUAUAUGCCUUAAAUGACGAAAACGGAGUAGACGCUUUAACUCCAGGCCAUUUUCUUAUUGGGAGACCACUGAUAUCCAUACCAACACCAGAAUCUGACAUAAAUAUAUCCACUUUAAACAAAUGGAAGGUAAUACACAAAAUCCAGCGUGAUUUUUGGAAACGCUGGAAGGAGGAAUACCUACACACACUUCAGCAAAGAAACAAGUGGAAAACAUCACAGCAAAAUUUAAAAGAAGGUGAUGUUGUAAUCGUAAAGGAUGAAAAUACUCAACCAGCUGAAUGGCCGCUUGGUAGAGUUAUGGAAUGUAAUCCAGGACUGGAUGGAAAAGUUCGUGUAGUAGCGCUUAAACUACAGAAUGGUGUGCUGAAACGACCAAUCCAUAAAUUAUGUCCCCUAGUUACAUCGUCAGGCAGCAAUCAGGAAAAGUCAACGGAUGAAACAAAAGCACGAGUAUUGACUACAUUUAGGCCAACUAAAUCGCCAAAACACAUGACAAAUAAAAACAUAUUUUAUGUUCCUGUUUUGCAUAACGUCGAAAAAUGA
Molecule: messenger RNA, 594 nt
Organism: Rhagoletis pomonella (apple maggot)
Lineage: Eukaryota; Metazoa; Arthropoda; Insecta; Diptera; Tephritidae
Exons: 1
Coding region: 1-594 (197 amino acids)
Source: RefSeq, a predicted model, not a curated record